CUGUGGAGGGGAAGUGAGACGACUGACCGACCAGAAAUACUUUCUUCUCUUUUUAUUCUCCUGCUUUCUGACCAUCAACAUGCUGAAGAUCGCGCUGGUCGCUGUCGUCAUGGCGAUUGUUUCUGCAAAUCCAGGUGAGAAGUUGUUUAGUUGCUGUAAGAAAGUCAGCAAAGCUGAGAUCAAAGAACCGAUAAUAAAGUUUGAGGUCCAGCGGCCGAAUCCUCCGUGUGUGACAGCCGUCAUCUUCACCACCCAGACGGGGCAUUACUGCAGCCACCCUCAGGCUCCCUGGGUUUUCCAGAAGAUCCAAGAACUGAGGAGAGCCAAAGCUCAGUCGUCCACUACUCAGGUUGUCGCUUCGACCCCUCCAUCAACUUCAUCUUCGUCUUCCGCGCUCCUCUCCAUCAUUACAUCCUCCACUGCUCCGCCUUCAUCAUCGUCAGCCGGACCGUCUUCUCCCUCUUCAUCUUCGUCUUCCUCCUCCUCUGCCUCCACAAACGCAGAAAGUGAGACGUUUUCUGCAUCCACAGAUCAGUAGAUCUGCAGCUGAUGCAGAAAAACAGAAAAUAUAUUUGAUUCAUUUUUCUCUGUACAACUAAAAACUAAAGAUAAAAAUAACGAAAGAACAGAAUUAAGCUAAAUUACGAUUCACGUUAAAUAUUCCGUUUUUCAGUGUUAAUUUGGUAAAGUUAUUUAUUAAAGUAUUUCACUGUGCAGGUACAGGAUAAACUAUAUUUAUAUUUAUUUACAAAGCUCCAAAGAGUUUAAUAAAUGAUAAAAUUGCCUGUAAAAUAUUUUAAGCUAUCUGUCUACUUUAAGGCAUUAACUUUUCACUCUGAAGUAAAACUGUAAAGACAUAAAGAUUGUUUUUAGAAAUAAAAAUAUCUCAU
This is a messenger RNA of Poecilia reticulata (guppy), 890 nucleotides long. RefSeq lists its product as uncharacterized. The record is from RefSeq and is a predicted model, not a curated record. Gene Ontology annotation, biological process: immune response. NCBI's taxonomy places the organism in Eukaryota, Metazoa, Chordata, Actinopteri, Cyprinodontiformes, Poeciliidae. Gene Ontology annotation, molecular function: chemokine activity. Gene Ontology annotation, cellular component: extracellular region.